AUGAUACCCGUAGUCCUCGGACAGCGCGAUCCCAAGCGUGCUCUCGUCACCGUUCAUAUUCGUCAACUCGGCGUACCCGAUCGCAGAGCUGGAGGUGUCUACGAGGACGAGCUUCGAGCUCACAGUAAGCUGAUCAGUCGCCGACUCGAUGAAGACAUUGCGGCAGGGUUCAUCAAGGCCGACGACAUGGACAAGAACGUAUUCCUGAAAGGAAUCUCCCACGGUCCUGCUGCGAUGAUUUGCGAGGAGAUCGAUGUUCUGUACAAGCGCAAGAAGCAUGACAAGAAUGGUGACUUCAAGCUGAAGAUCAAUGCUUACCACCUUCCACUUGCUCACGGUGUUGCCUUGUGGACGGCGGUACUCGCGAUGGAAAUCUACGAUCCGCCACAGCACGAUCAUAUGGAGAGACAACUGCGCUGGAACAUCGGCCACAACAAGAUCUCCCCGUCCGAAAUGCUGGCAAUUGCUCGCGGCGCCUACCAGUAUCGUGAGGUCUACAAAUUAUGGGGCGUCCUGGUUCACCAAGUUGCUUACGACGUGCUCUACGACAAGUACACCAUCAAAGAAGGCAAUGCACUUCGCGCUGCUGCUAUCGAGGCUAGAGAUAUGCCGGAGUUGCUGGUCGAGAUGUCGGCGCGUUAUGUCCACCUUAGGGACAUUAAGGAGCAUCGUGAGCAGGAGACUGAAAGGAGGGCUGCUCGAAACUAG
This is a messenger RNA of Recurvomyces mirabilis, 708 nucleotides long. RefSeq lists its product as uncharacterized. The record is from RefSeq and is a predicted model, not a curated record. Lineage: Eukaryota; Fungi; Ascomycota; Dothideomycetes; Mycosphaerellales; Teratosphaeriaceae. Bases 1 to 708 code for a protein of 235 amino acids. The transcript has a single exon.